Messenger RNA from Ornithorhynchus anatinus (platypus), 5385 nucleotides. It is a transcript of the gene BICC1, whose product is annotated as BicC family RNA binding protein 1. The record is from RefSeq and is a predicted model, not a curated record. Gene Ontology annotation, molecular function: protein binding; RNA binding. Bases 1 to 2892 code for a protein of 963 amino acids. Gene Ontology annotation, cellular component: cytoplasm. Lineage: Eukaryota; Metazoa; Chordata; Mammalia; Monotremata; Ornithorhynchidae. The transcript has 22 exons.
AUGGCGGCGCAGGGGGAGCCGGGGCCGGCCGGCCAGCGCGGCGCCCGCUCCCCGGGACCCCCCUCCCCGGAGGACCAGCCCGGGCAGGGCCCGCCGCACAGCCCCGAGUGGGGCGAGGAGCGCUUCCGCGUGGACAGGAAGAAACUCGAGGCCAUGCUGCAAGCUGCUGCCGAGGGCAAAGGCAAGAGUGGGGAAGACUUUUUUCAAAAGAUUAUGGAAGAAACAAAUACUCAGAUUGCUUGGCCAUCGAAGUUAAAGAUUGGAGCCAAAUCUAAGAAAGAUCCCCAUAUUAAGGUCUCUGGAAAGAAAGAAAAUGUUAAAGAAGCCAAGGAAAGGAUCAUGUCUGUUUUAGACACAAAAAGCAAUCGGGUAACUUUGAAGAUGGACGUUUCACAUACGGAACAUUCUCAUGUAAUUGGCAAAGGUGGCAACAAUAUUAAAAAAGUAAUGGAGGAAACAGGAUGCCACAUCCAUUUUCCAGACUCCAAUAGGAAUAACCAAGCUGAAAAAAGUAACCAGGUGUCUAUUGCAGGGCAGCCAGCCGGGGUAGAAUCUGCAAGAGUUCGAAUUCGGGAGCUGCUUCCUUUGGUUCUGAUGUUUGAGCUACCCAUAGCUGGAAUUCUCCAACCAAUUCCAGAUCCUAAUUCUCCCACUAUUCAGCAUAUAUCACAAACAUACAACAUCUCAGUAUCAUUCAAACAGCGAUCCCGAAUGUAUGGUGCUACUGUCAUUGUUCGAGGGUCGCAGAAUAACACUAGUGCUGUGAAGGAAGGAACUGCCAUGCUGUUGGAACAUCUCGCUGGGAGUCUGGCAUCUGCUAUUCUUGUCAGCACCCAACUAGACAUUGCAGCUCAACAUCAUCUCUUUAUGAUGGGUCGAAAUGGAAGUAACAUCAAGCAUAUCAUGCAGAGAACUGGUGCUCAGAUCCAUUUUCCUGAUCCCAAUAACCCACAAAAGAAAUCCACUGUCUACCUCCAGGGCACAAUAGAGUCCGUCUGUCUUGCUAGACAAUAUCUCAUGGGCUGUCUUCCUCUUGUGCUGAUGUUUGAUAUGAAAGAAGAAAUUGAAGUAGAAGCACAGUUCAUCGCCCAGUUGAUGGAGCAGUUAGAUGUCUUCAUCAGCAUUAAGCCUAAGCCAAAGCAACCAAGCAAGUCUGUGAUUGUGAAAAGCGUUGAACGAAAUGCCUUAAAUAUGUACGAAGCAAGGAAAUGUCUCCUUGGACUUGAAAGUAGUGGAGUUGCCAUAACAACCAAUCCCCCUGCAGUAUCAUGCCCUGCUGGCCUGUCGUGUCCAGGUUUGGAUAUCUUAGCUUCGGCGGGACUUGGACUAACUGGACUAGGGCUUUUAGGACCAACUACUUUAUCAGUAAACACCUCAACUCCAAACUCACUCUUGAAUGCUCUAAAUGGCUCAGUCAGUCCUUUACAGAGUCCAAGUUCUGGCACUCCCAGCCCCACGUUGUGGGCACCCCCUCUUGCCAAUGCCUCAAGUGCUACAGGAUUCUCCUCCAUACCACACCUUAUGAUACCAUCUACUGCCCAGGCCACAUUAACUAGCAUUUUGUUAUCUGGAGUGCCUAAUUAUAGUCAGACAACUCCUUCUCCUCCUCCUGGUUUAACUCCUGUUGAAGUCCACGUCAAUGGUUUGCAGUCAGAAGGCCAAACAGUCUCCUCUUGUUUAAAUGGACAUGUACAGCCUCCAAAUCUGAAAUACGGUACAUUAUCAACCUCAGCUCUUGGAGAUAAAGUAUUGAGUGCGAACCAUGGUGAUCCUUCUCUACAGACAAGUAAUUCUGAACAAGUGUCCACCAAGUCGAAUACACCUGAAGGUUGUAAUGACGCUUUUGUAGAAGUGGGCAUGCCUCGGAGCCCCUCCCAUUCAGCCAGUGCCAGUGAGCUCAAGCAGAUGAUGAGCUCUUCCAAGGUCUCCUGUUCUAAGAGGCAAACAGUGGAAUUAUUGCAAGGCACCAAAAACUCUCAUUUACACACGACGGACAGACUGCUCUCAGACUCUGACCUCAGUGCGGCAGAAAGUCCUUUGGCCGACAAAAAGGCUCCAGGGAGUGAACGCGCAGCAGAGAGGGCAGCGGCAGCUCAACAAAACUCGGAAAGAGUACGCCUGGCUCCACGGACAUCAUACGUCAACAUGCAGGCAUUUGACUAUGAACAAAAGAAGCUCUUAGCAACCAAAGCUAUGUUAAAAAAACCAGUGGUUACAGAAGUGAGGACACCAACAAAUACCUGGAGUGGUUUGGGAUUUUCCAAAUCCAUGCCAGCCGAAACUAUAAAGGAACUACGAAGGGCUAACCAUGUUUCAUACAAGCCUACGAUGACGACAACUUAUGAGGGCCCGUCAUUGUCUCUUUCCCGCUCCAACAGUCGGGAGUACCUAGGAAGCGGAAGAGAAUCUGACAGUUGGAGAGAUCGGAAUGGAAUGGGUCCCUCGCCUAGUGAACUGGCAGCAUCAAUCGGCAGCCCGAAACGCAAACAAAACAAAUCAACGGAGCACUAUCUGAGCAGUAGCAAUUACAUGGACUGCAUUUCCUCGCUCACGGGAAGCAAUGGCUGUAACUUGAACAGCUCGUUCAAAGGGUCUGAUCUCCCCGAGCUCUUCAGCAAACUCGGCUUGGGUAAAUACACCGACGUAUUCCAGCAACAAGAGAUUGAUCUUCAGACAUUCCUCACCCUCACUGAUCAGGAUUUGAAGGAACUGGGGAUUACCACUUUUGGUGCCAGAAGGAAAAUGCUGCUUGCAAUCUCAGAACUGAAUAAAAACGGAAGAAAGCUUUUUGAUCCGCCAAAUGCACGGGCUUCUUUCCUGGAAGGCGGGGCCAGCGGAAGGCUGCCACGCCAGUAUCACGCAGACAUUGCUAGCGUCAGUGGUCGCUGGUAGCAGUAAACUGUCGGCAUGCAUUCAAUGAACAGUUAAAAUGGCCCCAGGAAACCUGUGGACAGCUUUCACUGCACACCACCCUCAGCACUUUGGGCGAUGGAUAUCAAGGACCAAAGCAUUUUCUUUGCACAAGUACUACUUGUGCCAAAAAAAAAAUAAGAAAAAGAAGAUAGAAAACACUUUCUUGCCUGUCGUCUUUCAGAACACCAAAAGUGGAUUACUUUUUACUUCUGUAGAUUGGACAGAAUUUGCAAUAAUAAGAUAGUUUUUUUUGUUUAGUAUUUUAUUACCUAUAACUAUAAUGUAUGCACUGAAUUUUUUUACUUUGAAUGAAGGAAUAAUUGGACCGCUGGGAUGCCAGAGAGGGUGGACUAUUGGUUUUUAUCAAGAUGGGAUUUUCUGGUACUGCUUCAAAAUAAUUAUUGAGGUCUUUCAGCACUUUACAUGUUCUGAUUUCUUGUCCUGUGGAAAUAUUUUUCUCUCUGUCAUUUCCAUAGCAAAUGCCUUAUUGGUGCAAAUCAAAUUUAAUCACUUGUUCUGACAGUAGAUGAAAUCGUCUCCUGAUAACGGUACUAGAUCUCUGCAGAAUAUUCCACAGUUGAUGGGGAAAUGUUCCAAAGGGAAUUCUCUUGGUCCAAGACCAAUCCUAUUCAUUUCAUUUCAUUUAGUAUCAUAGAAACACUUAACAACGAAACUAGUUCACUAUAACAGGUGCAAUGAAAGACCAAAAUGGACUUUGCAAUAUUAACCCUUUGCAGUCAUAUUUAACUGCCGCCUGUAUUGCUAAAAAAGAUUUUAAUGGUUGUCUGAAGGCAAAGGGCUAUUUUUAGUAUACUGACACUAAAGAAUAUCUAUUUAUAUCAAACUUUUAUUUUUAGAUUCUAUAAGUCUACAGUACAUAACAGGUUGAACUGAAAAUCUACUAAAGAUUUAUGGUAGAAAAAUGAAAGGCAUUCAUCAGACUUGAGCCCAAGACCAUUCCUUGGUUUAGACAGACAACUAAUUGUUUUUGACAAGACAGCACUGUUGCCAUUAUAUCAUGAAGCGUGUGUUCUGGUACUGUGUUCACAUGCAGUGGAGAUCAGAGAACACACAUCCAUGUUGUCUUACUUUAGACUGGUGAUUGUCAAGAAGGAAGGCUUUAACCUUUCAGAUGAGAACUCUCCAAGAGUGGUUGGGUUAAAAAAAAAAAAGAGGCCAUGUUGGAAACGGUUAGAGCUCACUAUUUCAUUCAUAUACUGUGAAAGUCCAAGAAAUCUGGCAAUAUUGUUUCCCGUGUCUUUUCGGAUGUUGUCUUAGCAAUUUAUGAAGGGUUCAAAUGUCCCGGAGAAAAUCAUAAAGUGCCUCUCUUUCUGCAAUGCAAUAUUCAUUUUUGAAGAACGUUAAUUUGUUGAAAUACUUUCCCAGAGAAAAUAUUGUGAAUUCCUGUACUGUAAUGACCUAUUUAUGUUCAGUGUUCAAACAUUUAUAAAUGGACAUAAACCACUGUUGGAGGCUCUUAACAAAAGGCAUUAGAUUAGCAUUUACAGUUGGUGGCAUUUUAUGCAAACGUGGGGUGAGAAAUACUUGCCUUUCCCUUUCCACGGUGACUCUCGCUUUUAAGGAAAGAAAGUAAAUCAAGGAGCAAUUUUGCACGCAUAGAGGAGUUUUGGACAUCUUAAUAGCAGUCAGUGGUUGCAUUGAGGGCAUAGAUAAUGAGGCAAUCAUAAAACUAUCAACUGUAAUUAGUAGUGAGGGGCUGCUCACUCUUGGUUUGGACCCAGGCCACUUAAUGAUGUGUUAACUGAAUGACUGCCACAACAAAUAGAAUUGGUUGGAAUCAUUUCCAGUGUAUAAGCUAAUAUGGCUCAAAGUGACUUCCCAAAUCUCUUUAGUUACACAUUCAUCUGGGAGGAAGGGGUUCCCGGGGUGUCCCACUGUUUGGCUGAACCUGAACUCUGACUGGAGCUGUUUGUUUUAGCUAGAACGUAAGGCAGGAGAGACAUUGGAGGGCAUCUGUCUUUUCUCUCUGAAUGCACACCACAUACUUCAGCAGUUUUCUCGGAGGACGUUGAAGUGAGUAUAUGGGAUUCAGCCAGGAGGGGUCCGCAUAAGUGGACACGUUCUGAGCUAAGCCAGAGUGAAGGGUGACCCAGGGUAACGUUGCAUUCAGAGGGGCUGCACAAAAAACCAAAACACACUGGAAAGGAAUUUUCUCACUUCUUUUGGAUUCCACAAAGGGAAUAUGACACUGCAGAGUACAGUGUUGUCAGUGUUAUAUUAUGCACAAAGAGUUGGAUUGUUCGACGAAAAUGUUAGUUUAAAAUCUGUGCCUUAAUAGCGACCAGAUAUCUGUAAAUAUAGAGCAGAUACGGAUUGUAAUUUUGUGUGGGUUUGUGUCCUGUUAGUCGAUUUUUAAGAAAUGAAAUAUGGAAUUAAACAUAAAAAAUGGGAAUUUUGCCAAACUAAUCAAUUGUUAUAUGAAAAUAAAUUUAUAUAACCCCCUUGCAUUGU